Molecule: messenger RNA, 1545 nt
Organism: Caenorhabditis elegans
Lineage: Eukaryota; Metazoa; Nematoda; Chromadorea; Rhabditida; Rhabditidae
Gene: F47F2.1
Product: cAMP-dependent protein kinase, catalytic subunit-like
Biological process (GO): anatomical structure morphogenesis
Molecular function (GO): cyclic nucleotide-dependent protein kinase activity; protein serine kinase activity; protein kinase activity
Source: RefSeq, marked reviewed
CCUUAUCAGUCUCAGUGAUCGUUCCCCUCCAGAGAACUCUCUUAAAAAACGUUGCCAAACCUAUCGGCCCCCUCGAUCUUCAAUGUUUCCCAAUCCCAUCCGCUUCCUGAAGACAUGCAGCAAUCUUUAUUUUGAUCAAGUCGGAAAUUCUCAUGAAAAGAUGUCUUCGUCGACAUCAUCAGUGGAAUCAGUGGAAGAUGAAAGUUGUUCAAACGAGUGUUCAGCCUCAUUCACCUUCGACACCAACAACAAUAGUCGAGGGAACAACCAGGUGAACGAGCUUGCCGAGGAAACUCACAUGAAACUCAGCAUCACACCAACCCGCGAAUCCUUCUCGCUGAGCCAGUUGGAGCGUAUUAUAACGAUUGGAAAAGGAACAUUCGGGCGGGUUGAGCUGGCUCGGGACAAAAUCACCGGAGCACAUUAUGCACUGAAAGUGCUCAACAUUCGGCGUGUCGUCGACAUGCGUCAAACUCAACAUGUUCAUAAUGAAAAACGGGUUCUUCUUCAGUUAAAACAUCCGUUUAUUGUAAAAAUGUAUGCCAGUGAAAAAGAUAGUAAUCAUUUGUACAUGAUCAUGGAAUUUGUGCCAGGAGGUGAAAUGUUCUCUUAUCUCAGAGCAUCACGAUCAUUCUCGAAUUCGAUGGCUCGUUUUUAUGCAUCAGAAAUUGUUUGUGCUCUGGAAUACAUUCACUCAUUGGGAAUUGUGUAUCGAGAUUUAAAGCCAGAGAAUCUCAUGCUCAGCAAAGAAGGGCAUAUCAAAAUGGCUGAUUUCGGAUUUGCAAAAGAACUUAGAGAUCGAACAUACACGAUUUGUGGAACUCCAGAUUAUCUGGCUCCGGAAUCACUGGCCAGGACAGGCCACAACAAAGGUGUUGAUUGGUGGGCUCUAGGCAUUCUUAUCUACGAGAUGAUGGUCGGAAAGCCCCCAUUCCGUGGAAAGACGACAUCAGAAAUCUAUGAUGCUAUCAUUGAGCACAAGCUCAAGUUCCCAAGAAGCUUUAAUCUUGCCGCAAAAGAUCUCGUUAAAAAAUUACUGGAAGUAGAUAGAACUCAACGCAUCGGAUGUAUGAAGAAUGGUACUCAAGAUGUGAAAGACCAUAAAUGGUUUGAGAAAGUCAACUGGGAUGAUACGCUUCAUCUCCGUGUUGAGCCUCCAAUUGUACCUACAUUGUAUCAUCCAGGAGAUACGGGAAACUUCGAUGACUAUGAAGAAGACACUACCGGUGGACCAUUGUGUAGUCAACGUGAUCGCGAUCUUUUCGCCGAAUGGUGAACGAAUUUUUUGAAUCAAAGCACUGAUGAAACGUAGCAUUCCUUUUCUUGUCCUUAUGGUGUAUAGCUCCCCCUUGUAAUUUACCUUUGUUGUUUCUAUUUUCAAUUUCUGCGCCUGUCUCUCUCCCUGUGCAUUUUGUGAAUUCAAAAACCCAUGAUUUUUCUCUCUCAAUUCUCUCAAUUGUUCCUCUGUCCAUUCUGAAUUGAUAAAAUUAACUUUUAUUAUUUUCUUGCAAAGAUUAGCACAUUAUGAAUAAACACUUAAUUUUG